AUGGCUUCAUCGUCACGAGAUGUACCCGUCUCUGAGUCUAUUUCUCCAUUGAAUUCGUCAGAUUCAGAUGGGGAAGAUAUUUUUGAAAUCCAUCGAAAAAGGAUGAACGAUGUGAGCAGAUUAUUAUCGCCUGAUAAGGUGCGGGCAUUCUUUCAACCUCGUAAGAGAAAGUAUAUUAAACGUGAUCGAGAGGAGGCAGCACAACGGCUACUCCGAGAUUACUUUGUUGAAAAUCCGAUUUAUCCACCAAACAUAUUUCGUAGAAGGUUUCGGAUGCGACGAGAGUUGUUUCUUCGCAUUUUGAAUGGUGUUACAACAUAUGACGAAUGGUUCAUCCAGAAACCCGAUGCCCUCGGUCGUAUGGGGUUCACUCCUAUACAGAAGAUGACUGCUGCAAUCCGUUACCAACGCUCACCAAAUGCAGAUGACAUUGCACGUCUGCUUCGAGAAGGGGAAGAGAGAGGUUUUCCAGGUAUGCUUGGCUUUAUAGAUUGUAUGCAUUGGGAAUGGAAGAACUACUCCACAGCAUGGCAUGGCAUGCACACGGGAAGAAGUCAUAAGCCUACCCUCAUAUUGGAGGCUGUUGCAUCGAAAAAUCUGUGGAUCUGGCAUGCUUUCUUUGGUAUGGCUGGUUCACAUAAUGACUUGAAUGUUCUCGAUCAUUCCCCAGUAUUCAAAAGCAUGAUCAAUGGUUCAAUGCCUCCAGUUAAUUACGUGGUAAAUGGGCAUCGGCAUACAAUGAGGUAUUACCUAUUUGAUGGUAUAUAUCCUAAGUGGGCAACUUUGAUGCAGACCAUCCCGCACCCAACAACAGUCAAAGAGAAAUUAUUUGCUAACAAACAAGAAACUGUUAGGAAGGAUGUAGAACGGGCGUUCGGCGUGUUGCAGAUGAGGUGGGCUAUAACGCAUCAACCGGUACUUUAUUGGAAUACAGAAGAUCUAAACAAGAUAAUGAGAACGUGUAUCAUGUUACACAAUAUGAUCAUUGAAGACGAGGGCGAACACAUUUUGCAAUGGAUAACUUCGACAGAUGACUCAAUCUCCCUUCCACAUUACGUUCGAAACCCAUCAAUGUUGGCGGCACACAUUUCCUCUCGCUUUAGUAGGAUUCGCAAUAGAUCAGACAAUGCUGAUCUUAGGAGAGAUCUCAUGGAACAUUUGUGGAAUCAAUUUGUUAUAGACGGAGACGUCGGUGAGAAAGGCACGGCAGGGGCUUUGAAGCAUGUUAUUGGCGACGACGAAGAUGGUGGUGGCGCGGGUUUUUGGGGAUUUAUUGUAGGAGUCGCCGAAGAGGCGGCCGAAGUCAGCGACGUAGCCGAUGAGGACGACGGCGAUGGCAGAUUAACCACAGACGAUGACGAUUAG
Cornus florida is the source of this 1365-nucleotide messenger RNA. RefSeq lists its product as uncharacterized. The record is from RefSeq and is a predicted model, not a curated record. The transcript has 3 exons. Lineage: Eukaryota; Viridiplantae; Streptophyta; Magnoliopsida; Cornales; Cornaceae. The coding region runs from base 1 to 1365 and encodes 454 amino acids.